This is a messenger RNA of Ostrea edulis (European flat oyster), 2550 nucleotides long. RefSeq lists its product as uncharacterized. The record is from RefSeq and is a predicted model, not a curated record. NCBI's taxonomy places the organism in Eukaryota, Metazoa, Mollusca, Bivalvia, Ostreida, Ostreidae. Gene Ontology annotation, molecular function: DNA-directed DNA polymerase activity; nucleotide binding; DNA binding. The transcript has a single exon. Gene Ontology annotation, biological process: DNA replication. Bases 1 to 2550 code for a protein of 849 amino acids.
AUGUACAUUUAUUUCGAUUUUGAAUGUACGCAGGAAAACGGAAUUCACACCCCUAAUCUCUGUGUGGCCGAACGCGUGUGUCAACAUUGCGACAGUUUAGACAUCGACAUGCGGUGUGAUCACUGUCAUGCGUUUGGCUCGCAACGCCGCUUCGUAUUUCAAGGCCCCGACACCUUAAAGCAGUUUAUGGACUGGCUGUUACAAUCCCAGACGGACGAGAAGGGUAAAGUGAGCUUCAAACACGAUGAAACGACCGCCAUUGCGCACAAUUUCAAGGGAUACGAUGGGCAGUUCAUCUUGAACUACCUGGUGCACACGGCCUGUAUCAAACCCGCAGUCAUCCUCAACGGCAGUAAAAUCUUGUGCAUGGGAGUGUUCGGCUUGAGAUUCAUCGAUUCGUACAAUUUCCUCCCCUUUGCCCUCGCCAAGAUGCCCUCUGCGUUUGGAUUAACAGAAUUGAAAAAAGGUUAUUUCCCCCACUUUUUUAACACGGAACAAAACCAGAAUUACGUGGGGGCUUAUCCCGAUGCUCACUACUACAAUCCUGACGACAUGUCGAUCGCUAAUCGUGCAGCCUUCUAUACCUGGUACACUCAACAAGCCGGGAAAGUGUUCGAUUUCCAGAAGGAAUUCCUGGCUUACUGUAUCUCGGAUGUGGAUAUUUUACGCCGUUGUUGUGCGCAAUUUAAGGCGACGCUCUACGGACUCGUCCGCGUCGACCCGUUUCAGGAAUCCAUCACUUUUGCUAGCACGGCUAAUUUAGCGUAUCGCCGAGGAUUCAUGACACAGGACACCAUAGCCAUCAUCCCCAAUAUGGGAUAUCAACCGUCGCGCCGCUACUCGGCCAAGGCCUGUCGCUGGCUCACCUCCCUAGACCGCAACAUACGUCAUGCUAAGAACGGGGGCGAAAUUACCAUAGGACCCUAUACGGUGGACGGCUACGAGGAGGAAUCCCGCACCGUGUACGAAUUUUACGGCUGCUACUGGCACGGGUGCCCCACCUGUUAUCCGAAUCUGUUGACAGAAACCCACCCCCAUCGAGUCCAGCAGACGUAUCAAACCCUGUACGAGCAAACCUUGAAACGCGCCGCCGCCUUAGAGCAACAAGGAUAUACAGUCGUGAGCAUCUGGGAACACGAGUUUGAUCGACAAGUGAAAAACAAUCCAGAGUUACAAACAUUACUACGAGACCUCGAUAUUCAGGACCCCUUAAAUCCCCGCGAUGCCUUAUACGGAGGUCGUACCAAUGCUACUCGCCUGUAUUGCGAGGAGGGAGACAUGCGAUACGUCGAUGUGUGUUCUCUGUAUCCUUACGUGUUGAAAUACAGAACGUUUCCCAUCGAUCAUCCUCAAAUCAUCACCAGCGAUUUCAAGAAUGUGAGAGAGUACUUUGGACUCAUUCGUUGCCGCGUCCUCCCACCCCGAGGUCUGUAUCACCCCGUCUUACCCUAUAAGACGGGCGGAAAAUUACUUUUCCCCUUAUGCCGAACCUGCGCCGAACAUCGCAAUUUAGGACCCGACGAUCGAUGCAGUCACAGCGAUUCAGAACGCAGUCUGACUGGCACCUGGGUGACCGUAGAAGUACACAAAGCUCUAGAUCUUGGUUAUCGGCUCGACCGCAUCUAUGAAGUCUGGCAUUUUGAAAAGACCAGUCAGGACUUAUUUCGAUCUUACAUCGAUACUUUUUUAAAAAUUAAACAAGAAGCUUCCGGAUUCCCCGAUGAAUGUCAGACGCCCGAACAGAAACAAGACUACAUUAGUGAGAUCCGGCGCCGGGAAGGCAUCUUCAUGAAUCUAAUAGACAUCGAGAAAAACCCCGUCCGUAGAACCAUUGCCAAACUCUUUUUAAAUUGUCUCUGGGGAAAAUUUGCACAACGAUUACAACUACCACAAACACAGUAUUUAACCGAAGAAGAAGAAUUACAGAAAAAAUUACAAGAUGCCACUCUAGAAAUCAAAGGAGUCGAGCUGCUGGAAAAUCGAGAUCAUCCGGAAUCUGACAUGAUGCUAAUCAAUUAUCAAGAGAAAGAAGAAUUCCUAGAAGACUGUCCUUUUGGAAACGUAGUGCUGGCUUGUUUUACCACAGCGCAUGCUCGUUUACAUCUCUACGAGACGUUAGAGCCUUUGGGGGAACGCGUCCUCUAUUUUGAUACGGAUAGUAUUAUCUAUCAACAUGACGAGAACCAAUUUAACCCUACCAUUGUCAACAGUUUAGGCGACUGGACCGAUGAAUUGAGUGGAGAUCGUAUCGUCAAGUACAUGUCGGGAGGCCCUAAAAAUUAUGCAUACGAGACCCAGGGGGAAAAAUCAAUGUGCAAAGUUAAAGGACUGACGCUCAAUUAUCGCGCUUCUAGGAUCGUUUCCCUCACCACCUUAGAAAAAAUGUUAAAAGGAGAAGAAGAAGAAGAAGUCCACGUGCGUUAUCCUCACUACAUUCAGAGAACGCGCCAGCACGGUGUUCGCACCAUCCCCUUAGUGAAAAAAUACCGCGUAGUGUACGACAAGCGACAGCGGGUUCACCAUUACAACACGCUUCCUUAUGGAUAUUAG